AUGGGCAUUCUUCAAUCUCUCAUCAUUGUCUGCAUUCUUUCCUUGAUUUCUUCCUCCUCUGACACUCUUGCUCAGCAACCUUACGAGGGGGUAGCGAUCAAUAAUGCUUGUGCAAACACAGAUAAUUCGACUUCUAUUCUUGGUUACUCCUGCAAUGGCGUCAACCCAACUUGCCAGUCUUACCUCAUCUUCAGAUCUCAGACCCCAUACUACACAGUUUCUUCCAUCGCUGCUCUCUUCGGCUCCGACCCAUCUCAGCUAGCCCAGAUCAAUUCAGUCUCCCAGACUUGGUCCUUCCAAACAAACCAGGAGGUGAUCAUUCCCGUCAAUUGUUCCUGUUCUGGUCCAUAUUAUCAGGCAAACACUUCUUUUAAUGAACAAUUCGGAGUAUUCAACGUGGCUUAUAACACCUACCAAGGUCUUUCUACUUGUCAACCUAUCCAGAACCAAAACAGCAUCUCUAUAUUUCCUACGAAUGAUGACCAAACGAUUACUGUACCUCUUCGAUGUGCUUGUCCCACCAAAAAUCAAAGUGAUUCUGGCAUCAAAUAUCUACUAACUUUCCCAAUACAACAGGGUGAUUCUAUUUCCAGUGUAAGUGCGCAGUUUGGAGCUAAGACCAUGGAGACCCUUGCAGCUAAUGAGCUUCCUAACACCAACAACCCCACUCCUACCCUUUUACCAUUAACAACCCUCCUUGUUCCUUUACGGAAUCCACCAACCGGUUCUCAACUCAUAAGCCCACCAACUUCUUCAUCCUCUCCAUCAUCACAGUGUAAAAUAUGGGUCUAUGUCGUUAUUGCUGCUGCCUCUUUUAUCAGCUUCAACUCUAUGAGAAUGUAA
Macadamia integrifolia is the source of this 843-nucleotide messenger RNA. RefSeq names its product lysM domain receptor-like kinase 4. Lineage: Eukaryota; Viridiplantae; Streptophyta; Magnoliopsida; Proteales; Proteaceae. The coding region runs from base 1 to 843 and encodes 280 amino acids. The transcript has a single exon. The record is from RefSeq and is a predicted model, not a curated record.